Messenger RNA from Sabethes cyaneus, 6608 nucleotides. RefSeq names its product sodium-dependent neutral amino acid transporter B(0)AT3. The coding region runs from base 1020 to 3275 and encodes 751 amino acids. Lineage: Eukaryota; Metazoa; Arthropoda; Insecta; Diptera; Culicidae. Gene Ontology annotation, biological process: sodium ion transmembrane transport. The transcript has 11 exons. The record is from RefSeq and is a predicted model, not a curated record. Gene Ontology annotation, cellular component: membrane.
ACACGCUGCGACUACACAGACAAAAAGCUUUCUCAAAUAUUAUUCAUGCAGAAGCGUCAUGAUACAUUUGCAGCAUCUAAGAAGUGCUCAAUAAUUCAUACCGUGUAUUGUCAUCAGCAGAGCACUUGUACCAAAAACCCAUCAAAAUUCCAGACACAAUAUCUUCUUCCGUACAACUUGAACGAUCAACAACUUUUACCUUACGCCAUGAAACCGGCAUCAGAACGACAGCUCAGUGCAAACAAUUAACUGCAGCCGCAGCAGGUGAAACCAGGUGGUAAACGUGUCCCGGAAAACUUGGAGAAAAAACAGUCUAGAUCGUUUCGACACGACACUGCACGGGACACAACAGGGGUGGAAGGAACUUUCCUAGUGCACACUAACACCAGCAGCCAACAAAGGGAAAAUGAACCCGGCAAAAGCCGAACCGUUCGGUAGAUCCUCGGAAUGAACUACAUUUCGCCGAUUUUCAUGACCAUCAGGCUUUUCGGUUCCGAAAACUUUGCCGGCUUUCAUUCGACGGUUAAGCUUCGCUCGCGUUGGUUGUUCUCAUUUUCCGAAACUUCCGUGCCGCAGUAGCCAACCGCUACCGAAGAGUGACGUGGGAAAAUCGUACAAUUUCGGAAACACCGACCGACGGCGACGGGAAAAGUUCGCUGAGCGAAACGGAUCCUUGUGACAGCGGCAGUGGAUGAUUAUACCCUCAUUAUAAACUCACUAGUGAGCCAACAGGGUUAUGGAAAUGAAUGUUAAAAUGUGCUCUUGAAGUGUAUGAAGAAAUAAGUGUUUAUACGGAUUAAACGACGGCUCUGACGGUGUCUGAAAAUUUCCGCAGUUUUCCUAUCGUAACGAGACAGUAAAAACCGUGACAUUGGAGCACAGAAGCAGUCCCGCACAAACCACGUGGUACGCAACGGAUCCGCCACCCUUACCGCAACCGCUGCAGCAACGAACACCCAAUCGCAUCCGGGCGCCGACCUGUGGACGUCGGUUUCAGCGCCACAGUAGUAGUCGUGGCGAUGACCACCAAGGUGGACGGUCCCAGUAGUUGCAUUCGGAACAACGGACACGAAAUGGCCCCGCUGAACACGCGGGCUCGCGGGGAUGGGACGCAUGGCGUUACCAUAAUGCUGUCCCCGCCGGAUCGAAAUUCGAUCGGAUCACGGGAAGGAGCUGGUCUGCCGGACGGUGAUCCCGAUCGGGCUGCCUGGUCCGGUAAAAUGCAAUUUUUCCUCAGUAUUAUCGGUUACUCCGUCGGAUUGGGAAACAUCUGGCGGUUUCCGUACCUGUGCCAGCAGAAUGGAGGAGGUGCCUUUCUCAUUCCGUUCAUGAUUAUGCUUAUCCUGGAAGGCAUUCCCCUCUUCCUGAUAGAGUUAGGCAUGGGCCAGCGGAUGCGGCUGGGCGCCCUCGGCGUGUGGAACACGAUCCAUCCCUGGCUGGGUGGAAUCGGCAUUUCCUCCUGCAUCGUGACGCUGUUCGUAGCGAUCUACUACAAUGUGAUUAUAACCUGGUGCUUCUACUACUUCUUCAACAGCUUUCGGGUCACACUACCGUGGGCUGAGUGUCCACAGCUAAAUGGGACGGAUGUGCCAGAAUGUGAACGGUCGUCGGAGACUGCCUACUUUUGGUACCGAACAACUUUGGACGCCUCGCCCAGUAUCGAAGAACCGGAAGGCUUCAAAUGGUGGAUUGUGCUCUGUUUACUGCUGUCUUGGACGGUUGUGUUCUUCAUCGUGAUGAAGGGCAUCCAAAGCUCGGGCAAGGUGGUUUAUUUCACUUCGCUCUUCCCGUACAUCGUGCUGACGAUUUUCUUCAUACGAGGAAUCACACUGAAAGGCGCCGGCGCCGGACUGAUGCACAUGUACACUCCCAAGGUGGAGAAAUUACUGGAACCGACGGUCUGGCUGGACGCGGCCACGCAGGUGUUUUACUCGUUCGGGCUGGCCUUCGGAUCGCUGAUUGCUUUCGGCAGCUAUAAUACACCAAAAAAUAAUUGCGUCCGGGAUGUGAUCCUGGUAUCGGUGUGUAACGCCGUAACGGCUAUUUACGCCAGUGUUGUGAUAUUCGCCAUUCUCGGUUACAAAGCGACGGUUGGCGUCGAUAGAUGUAUCUCAGUAAAUAAGGGAAUUUUAGUCAAACAUGGAGUGCUUCCUUCGGUGCACGUGGACAAUGUGGAAUACGAACGCGCGAUGCACACUCUGGAUCCGCUGGCAAGCGCAAAUUGGACGCUUGAGCAUUGCAGCUUAGAGGAACAGUUGGACAGUGCCGCCGAAGGCACCGGGCUUGCCUUUAUCGUAUUCACUCAAGCCAUCGUUCAACUGCCAGGCGCACCCUUCUGGGCCGUACUCUUCUUCACUAUGCUGCUGUCGCUCGGUCUUGGAUCUCAGAUCGGUAUUCUAGAAGGAAUGCUCUGUACGAUAUUCGAUAUCGAUAUCUUUAAGCGGAUUAGAAAACCCUAUGUUACCGGCGUUGUGUGUGUGAUUUGCUUCACAGUAGGAUUGAUUUUCACCACGGGAGCAGGAGAGUAUUGGCUCAAGAUGUUCGACUCGUUUGCCGGAACAAUUGGAUUGGUCGUAGUGGCUCUAAUGGAAACCAUUGCGGUUAUCUACAUCUACGGACACAAAAAGUUCACGGAAGAUAUCUAUCAAAUGACGGGAAUCCGACCUGGAUUGUACUGGCAGAUGACCUGGAGGUAUAUAGGGCCGGUCAUCAUGUUCGGUAUCCUCCUGUCGUCGAUACUAAGUAUGAUACUUCGAAACCCCACGUAUGCAGCAUGGAAUGGUGAACUGGGCAUCACCGAGAACAAAUCCUACCCGGAUUGGGUGAUGGGAAUAGCAUUAGCCAUGAUCGUCGCAUCCGUGCUUCCGAUGCCACUGGUAUUCCUACUGCGACGGUUCCAGAUCCUGAAGGUGGACCUCGAUAUCCACCAGGGCUCGAUCCGACGUAACGAGACGACUGCCUCCACGAAGGAAAUGAUUGACGAGGAUGAUGAUGAUGACGACGAUGAUUUCAGUGGACCGGCACUGGGCGGUCCGGUGAAUGUACGCAGCGACAGCGACGACGAAGACGAACCGCCGACCAUCGGCAAGAUGCUUUCGAAGCAGCACUCUACCGGUAACUCUACCAGCAGCGCCGGAAAUGCCGCCAACGCCACCGCCACGGCCACCGCCCAUCAAACGUUUCAGUUCAAAAACCAGCACCAUCUGACGGCAAACCCGCUGGCGGCCAGUCCGGUGCGAAAAAAACCGUUCAGCAUGGAGGUUAUGGAUUUCUAGGGAUUUGGUAUAGGUAGGCAAAUAUGUUCCACCGCAAGGAAGCAAAACUUGCAGUACUUAGCAAGCCAAGCUCAGCUAUAUUAGAUGUUAGGAUUACUCACUGAUAACUUCAAACAUUUUUGUGUAUGUACAAAGUUUAACCAAUCUUUUACGAGAUUAUUAGGUUUCCGUUUUCAGUCUUCUAUUAUUUCGCAGCAUUUGUUUGUACAUAUCGAAUGACAUGAGAAAUUUGAUGUAUACAAAGCAACCCAAGUAGUAUAAUCUGUAAUCACUACCCAUAAGAUUAAGUUUGAAUUCAACAAAUUUUGACUCUACGCUUUUCGCCAACCGAACAGGAUAACAAUAAUUACUGAAAGUUACCACUACAGCCCACGGUAAAUGCUGAAUUUCAUCGUUAUCAACCCCAAAAGAACAGUAGCAUCUUGAUAAAGAUAAGCUUUAUGAUUUUAACGAUAACAAAAAAACGAAAACAAUAAGCAACAACAUGAUAUUAUUCAAUGCAUACAACAAGUUCGGGUAUGUUAAGCGAACAGUGAACAGGUAUCAAACUAGUUAAUUUUUAACAAUCUUAUAAUAAGUUAUAUUCUACGAAAGUAUAACCUUCUCGGUUUGAAGAUAUCCACUCUGUCAGAGUAUUUUAUUAAGUGAUAUAAUUUAUGAAUAAAAAAUCUAGCAGCUAUAGGAAGCUAUAGGAAGAAAAACAAUUGUGAAGCCAAUUUGAUGUUUAGGGUUAGUAGAGAAAAAUCAAACUGAAAAAGGAAAAUGAGUAUUUGAAGUUAGAGUAAACAGAAAGCAACUUAUGACGGACACGAAUUAGAGUUACAGUAAAAAAACGACAGAAUAAAUUAAUACACGAAAUAUCAGUAAAAACCGCAGUUCAUUCAUUUGAACCAAGUAUUGAAAUUCAGUUUUGAUUAACAAUAAUAGUAACAUUUUUGGAAUGUUUCUCUUUUCUGGAAAACUAAAUUGCACAACCACAACCAAAACAAAUGGAUGACAGAUAAAGUUGUACAUACGAGUUCCUUCCUAUGUUACGAGACUUAAAAAAAAGGUUAGGUUCAUACCAAAUAAAUAAUGCUGACACAAGGAAAAAGAUGUAAAACAAUAAAAAUUGUGAUCAAUACUAUACUUAAACAAAGAAAAACAGAAUAGCAAGUAAGUGAUUGUUUUAAGAGUUACGAAAAUUUCCAAAACAAAACAACAACAAAAAAAAAGAUAUAUUAUCAUCAGCUGCUGAAGUGAACGAAUAGAAUUCAAAAUUAUAUAUCACUCCUGCAAGAGAGUACCUUGAACAAUGACAUUUUGAAAACUGAAAUUCGUAAGCUACAUAGCCAAAUGCGAAGCGAUUCCCUUAAUAAUAGUACAUAUUUAAGAAUGAUAUAUUACACUAACAUCUAUUCACAGUCAUAAAAUGUUCUUGAAGCGUUUUCUGAAGUAGAUUUACAAAUUGAAAAAAUUAACAUCGUUUACUGCAGCGAAAAAAAAAUACUGGAGAAAAAGUUUUGCUCAUCUAAUGGUAGAGAUUAUUGGUUUUCUUUUAAAUGAUUUUUUUCUCCCGAAAAUUCUUUGUUGUUUACGUGUUAAGUGUAUAUUCAUAUGCAAAAAAUACCCUUGUGUUUCUCAUUACAAUGUUAACGUGACUGAAUGAAUUGAGGAUUUAAAAAAUCAUUAAAGUUACAUGGUACGGUACGGUUUCUAUACGUUUCAAGACGAAUGGAAACGUAAAAAUACGAUCGGUACAGAAUUCACGAAUCUAACAUACAAAAAACUUAGUGUAUUUCAAAUUGAAUGUUACCUUUUUCUACUUGAGCCAUAAGAUGGUCCGUAAAGAGAAUAAUACAGUUGUAUUUCAACCGGCAGGUUUGACUUCUAACCCUUCACAUAACUUUGUGAAUAAAACACGAAUUCUUGGUAGUUUUGACGUCAACAGUUAGUUAUAGGUGGUGUGAAAAUUAUUUGCUGGACAAAGAUAGGUUUCAUAUCGAAAGGCCAAACAAUUUCAUUUAUCUCUCACUAUUUUCCCCCAAAACCACUUACAGCAGAUGUGAAACGAACAGACAACUGUUUACCAAAUCUAGCGAAAUCAUUGAAGUAUAAAACAAGCAUUUCUUCCAUUGUACUUUAUUAAAAAAUUGGUUCCAUUAGAUGUGAAACAUACGAUUGGCGAUAAGGAAAACCGGUGAACAGGUCAAUCUGAACAGAACAGAAUCAUUGCUCGAACAUAAACAAUCCAUCUUGCACGUCACACAAAUAACCGAAUAAAAAACACUUCAAAAAUCAAGCAAAAUUCACUAUACACUGUAUAAGACUAACAAACCAACAGAAAUUAAAAUAGUUAGCAGAAACCAAUUCCUUGCGUCAAUUGCUUCGAUAAACAUACACGCUAUAACUAAAUUGUUGCAAAGUUUAUAAGCUUGGCAUUUACCAUUAGAAACAAAAAAAAUUCCAUCCCGAAAGUGCAUGUGAUUUCAGUCAACUUACUAGUUCUGUUGGAUUUAAUCAAUCUAGAGGCAUUGAAAUCGCUUAAAAUUACAACACAAAGUAAAAACGCUAUCAGUAAACCAAAUAUUGAAAACAAAAAAAAACGAAAAUCCUUAUCUUAUAACAGCAACUGUGGCUUAGAAAUAUUUUCAGAAAAGAAAACUAUUGCAGAUUUUGCCCGACCCGGGUGAAAAGUAAAAAUGUUAUUAUAUAAUAGCACCUUAGAGGAUUGAAACUGAGUUUCCCAGAGUUAAGAAAUUGAUUUUCCUAGAGAAAAAAAAUGGAAAGUGUGCACACUUUCCGCGAAGAUUGUGUAUAAAGUUCAAUAGAGGAAGAAAAGAAGUGUAAGCUAUUGUAAAUUUUUCCGCCAUAAAAUUAGCACCUAGAGCACACCCCUAACGACCGCCUGUAAGACAAAAAGAUAUGUAACCUGAGCUUUUAGAAAAGUUUCCACAAUGUUCAUUUAGAUUUGACAUUGUUUAUGAUUCAUACUCAUACUCAAACUAUGAAAGGAAAUGACUAUUUACGCCUAACGUAAACAAUUCCGUUUCUGUUUAAUUUAAAUUGACCCACUUUUCUAGCAUGUCUUAUUUAACCCCGUUAACUAUAACAACGUUGCAGAACUAAACCCUCGACGAUUUCCUAGCAUGAUGCUAUCAAUUGAGGUCGUUAUUAUCUAUUUAAACCAAACCAAAACAAAAAAAACGAGUUGCAAAUAUAGGAUAACUGACUAAGAGCUAUGACUACGGACAAACUGUGCGGAAGUGCGUGCUGAACAGCUGAAAUUCAAUAUGUAAUAAGGGAUUACUUCAAAUUGACACAUAGGAAAUAAAAAGAAAGAAUUAGUUUGUU